AUGCAUGUUAAGUGCUGUGAAUGCUUGUGAAGUUUGUGAUUAUAGGACUUGUUAGCAGGCCAGUUCUUGGUAAGCAGUUAGCUGCGUAUUAUUAAAGCGGAAACGGACGUUCCAGUGCGCAUGUACGCGCUUCCAUUAUUAUCAACUAACGUUACGCUAUCUGCGCGCGAGCGAUGUCGAUUAUAAUGCAGCGUACUGGUUUAGCUUCGCUAGCAGUGUACAGUGUAGCGUGUUUUCAAAUGUCACCUUGACUGAAUUGUGUCAUAUUAAAGCCAGUGUGAUGUUUGACCGAAGGCCAGCCUUGAAAUAUUACCAGAUGUACAUCAGCUAAUGUUGGAAUAUCCGGGAUGUUUCGCAAAGGAUGUAAACAUUGGCGCAAGACUCCCGAAGGGAGGCAACAAUGCAGGACACACGGUUGUGGUUGAUUCAGUGGAAUAUGACUUCCACCUUCUACCCAGUGGGAUUAUCAACCCUAAGGUCACUGCCUUCAUUGGUAAUGGUGUAGUCAUUCACCUGCCGGGUCUCUUUGAGGAGGCUGAGAAGAAUAUGCUGAAAGGAAAAGGUCUGGAAGGCUGGGAGAACAGGCUCAUCAUCUCUGAUCGGGCACACAUUGUGUUUGAUUUCCAUCAAGCUGUGGAUGGAGUCCAGGAACAGGAGAGGCAACAGCAAGCUGGCAAAAAUUUAGGAACAACUAAAAAAGGAAUCGGCCCAGUGUACUCAGCCAAAGCAGCUCGCAGUGGCCUGAGGAUAUGUGACCUUCUGGCUGACUUUCAGGAGUUCUCAGAGAGAUUUAAACAUUUGGCCUCGCAGUAUAAGUCUAUGUACCCUUCACUGGAGAUUGAUGUGGAUGGAGAACUUGAGAAACUCAAGACGUAUGUAGACAGGAUAAAGCCCAUGGUGAGAGAUGGAGUCUUCUACAUGUAUGAGGCUCUACACGGGCCUCCAAAAAAGAUUCUAGUGGAAGGUGCCAAUGCUGCCUUGCUGGACAUUGACUUUGGAACAUAUCCGUUUGUGACCUCCUCAAACUGCACUGUGGGAGGGGUGUGUACGGGACUGGGCAUGCCGCCGCAGAACGUGGGUGAAGUCUAUGGAGUUGUCAAAGCCUACACCACGAGGGUUGGGAUUGGAGCUUUCCCUGCAGAACAGAACAAUGAAAUUGGAGAGCUCUUGCAGUCGAGAGGCAAGGAGGUGGGCGUGACCACAGGGCGCAAAAGGAGAUGUGGUUGGCUGGAUCUGAUGCUUAUCAAAUACGCCCACAUGAUUAAUGGCUUCACAGCCAUAGCUCUCACCAAACUUGACAUCUUGGAUGUGCUUCCUGAGAUCAAAGUUGGUGUUGCAUACAAAGUAGAUGGUGAAAUCAUCCCACAUUUUCCAGCGAACCAAGAGGUGCUGCAGAAGGUUGAAGUGCAGUACGAGACUCUGCCGGGCUGGAAAACAGACACAUCUGCUGCCAGGACCUUUGAUGAGCUCCCAGAAAAUGCACAGAAAUAUGUCUACUACAUCGAAGAUCACUUGGGCGUGCCUGUGAAGUGGAUAGGUGUUGGGAAGUCACGGGAAUCAAUGAUCCAGCUCUUUUAAGAGGCUUCUUGGCCUGCAUGUAGCACUGGCUGGAUUACGCUCUGGACUCGGGGACGGAUAGUUGUCUCAUAUGAUUCCUCUCCCAUCUCACUUCAGUUUCUCCAUGACAAGAACAUCAUUUUGUGUCACUCAGCUCAGCGUACAGCCCUUUGAAAUUGAGUAUUUGUCAUAAAUAACAGCAUUCCUGUGGUAAAUCAAAAGGGCUUUUCAACUAGUUACUUUUUGGAAUCAUUUAACAGUUUCUCAUCUGCUUUCCAUUAUUCUCCUCUGGUAUUUUGAGCUCUCAUAAGCUCAGUAUCUCCAGCUCGAGUCCAUAUGCUGUACAUGUGCUACUACUUCAAACAGUCAGGCAUCAGUAGAGAUGUAUAUUGUUGUUAGAUGUUAAUAUUUCACACAGAUUUGGUAGAACGAUUACUUGUACAUGUUAUGUUAAAUGUUCUUUGUUUCUUUUAUCAUACUAGAAUCAACGGUUAUGCAGUGUGUACUACCACACUUCGUCCUUGUUUUAAGUGGACUUACUCAAGUCAACUUCAUUUAAACGUACAGUUUUUAAAAGAAAAUGUUUAUUUGACAGGUGCAUAAACGUGAAUCACUCGACUCAUUCGAUUCAAGAUUCAGUGAUUCUGAAUAAGAAUCAUGUACAGUAUUGUUCAAAAUAAUAGCAGUACAAUGUGACUAACCAGAAUAAUCAAGGUUUUUCGUAUAUUUUUUUUAUUGCUACGUGGCAAACAAGUUACCAGUAGGUUCAGUAGAUUCUCAGAAAACAAAUGAGACCCAGCAUUCAUGAUAUGCACGCUCUUAAGGCUGUGCAAUUGGGCAAUUAGUUGAAUUAGUUGAAAGGGGUGUGUUCAAAAAAAUAGCAGUGUGGCAUUCAAUCACUGAGGUCAUCAAUUUUGUGAAGAAACAGGUGUGAAUCAGGUGGCCCCUAUUUAAGGAUGAAGCCAACACUUGUUGAACAUGCAUUUGAAAGCUGAGGAAAAUGGGUCGUUCAAGACAUUGUUCAGAAGAACAGCGUACUUUGAUUAAAAAGUUGAUUAGAGAGGGGAAAACCUAUAAAGAGGUGCAAAAAAUGAUAGGCUGUUCAGCUAAAAUGAUCUCCAAUGCCUUAAAAUGGAGAGCAAAACCAGAGAGACGUGGAAGAAAACGGAAGACAACCAUCAAAAUGGAUAGAAGAAUAACCAGAAUGGCAAAGGCUCAGCCAAUGAUCACCUCCAGGAUGAUCAAAGACAGUCUGGAGUUACCUGUAAGUACUGUGACAGUUAGAAGACGUCUGUGUGAAGCUAAUCUAUUUUCAAGAAUCCCCCGCAAAGUCCCUCUGUUAAAAAAAAGGCAUGUGCAGAAGAGGUUACAAUUUGCCAAAGAACACAUCAACUGGCCUAAAGAGAAAUGGAGGAACAUUUUGUGGACUGAUGAGAGUAAAAUUGUUCUUUUUGGGUCCAAGGGCCGCAGGCAGUUUGUGAGACGACCCCCAAACUUUGAAUUCAAGCCACAGUACACAGUGAAGACAGUGAAGCAUGGAGGUGCAAGCAUCAUGAUAUGGGCAUGUUUCUCCUACUAUGGUGUUGGGCCUAUUUAUCGCAUACCAGGGAUCAUGGAUCAGUUUGCAUAUGUUAAAAUACUUGAAGAGGUCAUGUUGCCCUAUGCUGAAGAGGACAUGCCCUUGAAAUGGUUGUUUCAACAAGACAAUGACCCAAAACACAGUAGUAAACGGGCAGAGUCUUGGUUCCAAACCAACAAAAUUAAUGUUAUGGAGUGGCCAGCCCAAUCUCCAGACCUUAAUCCAAUUGAGAACUUGUGGGGUGAUAUCAAAAAUACUGUUUCUGAAGCAAAACCAAGAAAUGUGAAUGAAUUGUGGAAUGUUGUUAAAGAAUCAUGGAGUGGAAUAACAGCUGAGAGGUGCCACAAGUUGGUUGACUCCAUGCCACACAGAUGUCAAGCAGUUUUAAAAAACUGUGGUCAUACAACUAAAUAUUAGUUUAGUGAUUCACAGGAUUGCUAAAUCCCAGAAAAAAAAAAUGUUUGUACAAAAUAGUUUUGAGUUUGUACAGUCAAAGGUAGACACUGCUAUUUUUUUGAACACACCCCUUUCAACUAAUUGCCCAAUUGCACAGCCUUAAGAGCGUGCAUAUCAUGAAUGCUGGGUCUUGUUUGUUUUCUGACAAUCUACUGAACCUACUGGUAACUUGUUUGCCACGUAGCAAUAAAAAAUAUACUAAAAACCUUGAUUAUUCUGGUUAGUCACAUUGUACUGCUAUUAUUUUGAACAAUACUGUACAAUACACCCUGAAAAUGUAAAACGAUUGCAGUGGGUGUUUUCUGCUUCUCCAAAAAUAGGAGUCAAAUAUUGUGUUAAAGCAUCUUUGAAUAGAAAUUUAAUUCGCUCCGAAAAAUAGUAUAUAAUAAACAUAAGUAUAAUGUGCCUCAAGAAGCAUGUACUAUUAUACAGGCGGGGGUUUUGAUUCCAUUGAAUGUAUGUAAAUGUUUGCACAGUCCUCAGAUGUUAAUUAUUCAAUUGUACAACUUUAUGCCACAAGCAUAUUAAAGCCACUGUAAUGAGAUAUCAGUAAACUUGCCUUUCAAUAUAGAUGGUCAAAAUAUAGAUCCUUAAGAUGGUUAUGUGAAUUCAGACGCCACCUCUGUAAAACUCACUGAUGUAUGAACUACUUCUGCGGUUGUCAGCGUCUGCUUUUCUGACCUCCAGUACUACAUUUACAACCUUUCAAUGUUAAGAGAUGAUCUAAACAGCUGGGUUGUUUCAGAAACCCAGAUUUGCUUCUGUUUUGUCGCACCCUCUUUACUGCACCUUCCGAUAAGUAAUACAGGAUAACGUGUGCCUUGUUAACACAGAUGAACAGUGAAACUUGAAAACGAAUUCUUCAUUUGAUUGCGCUUUUAUGGAUUUUAACUGAUAAACCUCCUUUAGUUUCCGAGGGCAUUAUUGUCAUUAUUGCCAAAAGUGCACAUGCAUCCAAAGAAGUAUUUUAAUGGAUAAGUGAAUGCUGUGAUAUAAAGAGCCUUUGUAAAUGACCCAGAAUGAUAACUCAUUGUUUCUCACAUUGAUGACGGUGUGAUGCACUGCAUUUUCUUUUGCUCACAGCGGCUGAAUAAAUGAUGUAACCUGUGUGUUUGCUUAGUAGCAUCUAUUACACAUCAGUUAUCUUGUAUUAACAUAUUUCCUCUGCACAACAACAUUUCCUCUUUGCACAAACAUAACCUUUUCUGUUUAAGAAAUCUUUUACUGUUUCUGUGUUGUAUUACUGAUUAUUGGGUUUUCAUGUAUACAGAACACAAAGCCAUAUUAUCUUGAAUUCACACUUACUGUACACUUUGCUGGUGAUGGAUACUGACGGGUGUGCAUGGUCAUCUAGUGGAAUUUGCACCUAAACUCACUCCGGUUAAUAAAGUGAUAUAAUGAGAAACUUUCAA
Carassius gibelio (silver crucian carp) is the source of this 5004-nucleotide messenger RNA. Its product is annotated as adenylosuccinate synthetase isozyme 2. Gene Ontology annotation, biological process: IMP metabolic process; 'de novo' AMP biosynthetic process. Gene Ontology annotation, cellular component: cytoplasm. The transcript is spliced from 13 exons. The record is from RefSeq and is a predicted model, not a curated record. Lineage: Eukaryota; Metazoa; Chordata; Actinopteri; Cypriniformes; Cyprinidae. Gene Ontology annotation, molecular function: adenylosuccinate synthase activity; GTP binding. The coding region runs from base 331 to 1578 and encodes 415 amino acids.